CUCGGCCGCCGCCAUCUUGUUGUUGAUUCGAACGGCAGGGAGCGGGCGGCAGGGAGCGGCGGCGCUGGGGGCUCGGUGUCGCCAGCCCCCGGCUGGGCAGGCAGGGCCGGCCCCGAAGCUGCGCACAGGAAGGAACUCGGCAAACCGCGGUGGUAACAUGAAACCAACAUGGCUGACUUGCUUCUGGCGUCCUGCUCCCUCUUGAUUGUGAGAGGUUGGCUCCAUAUUCCAGUGACUGCUCAACAGAGAGAGCUUGGGUGACAUCUGUAAGAACUGAGAGAAAACCUCUAACUUCAUUAGUCAGACUGAAUCAUUGUAAGGAAGCAGAUUGCCAGGACUUCCCCCCCUGUGGCUGCCUGACCGCUGCUGAGCUACCCCUCCUAGCCCAUGUGGCUCUCCCCAUGCUCCAAGAGUGCAACUGGUGCCCAACGCAAUGUGUGUUUGUCAAACCAUGGAAGUGGGCAAGUAUGGCAAGAAUGCCACUCGAUCUGGAGACCGGGGGGUCCUGCUGGAGCCUUUCAUUCACCAGGUGGGCGGCCACAGCAGCAUGAUGCGCUACGAUGACCAUACUGUCUGCAAGCCCCUCAUUACCAGAGAACAGCGCUUCUAUGAAUCUCUGCCCCCGGAAAUGAAGGAAUUCACACCCGAGUACAAAGGUGUGGUAUCUGUCUGUUUUGAGGGAGACAGCGAUGGCUACAUUAACCUGGUGGCCUAUCCCUAUGUGGAGAACGAGGCCCUGGAGCAAGAUGAUAUGCCAGAGAGGGACCAGCCACGGCGCAAGCACUCACGUCGGAGCCUUCACAGAUCAAGCAGCGGCACUGAGCACAAGGAGGAAAAGCCUGGCCUGGCCAGUGACAGCACUGAAAGCAGCAUCCAGGAAACGAAGAGUCCACGGGUGGACUUGCACAUCCAUUCAGAUGUUCCAUUUCAGAUGUUGGAUGGGAACAGCGGUCUGAGCUCUGAAAAGAUCAGCUAUAACCCCUGGAGCCUGCGCUGUCAUAAACAGCAGCUGAGCCGCAUGCGGUCAGAAUCCAAGGACCGAAAACUCUACAAGUUCCUUUUGCUGGAGAAUGUGGUGCAUCACUUCAAGCUUCCCUGCGUACUUGAUCUGAAGAUGGGGACCAGACAGCACGGAGACGAUGCGUCCGAGGAGAAGGCUGCUCGGCAGAUGAAGAAGUGUGAACAGAGCACUUCAGCCACCUUGGGCGUGCGCGUUUGUGGGAUGCAGGUCUACCAGCUGGACACAGGACAUUACUUAUGCAGGAAUAAAUACUAUGGACGCGGUCUUUCCAUCGAGGGCUUCCGCAAUGCCCUCUACCAGUAUCUCCACAACGGCAUUGAGCUGCGCAAGGACCUCUUUGAGCCUGUCCUCGCCAAACUGCGAAGCCUGAAGGCGGUUUUGGAGAGACAGGCCUCCUACCGCUUCUACUCCAGCUCCCUUCUCAUCAUUUACGAUGGGAAGGACAGCAGGGCAGGGAUGUUUGUGGAGCGCCGGCCGGAGAUGCGCCUGAAGCGGGUGGACAGCUCUCUCCCGGAGAGCCUUCAGGAUGGCGGCAGCACGGAGCCCGGCUCCUCGGCCCAGCCCAAGGUGGACGUGCGUAUGAUUGACUUCGCGCAUAGCACGUUCAAAGGCUUUCGCGAUGACCCCACUGUGCAUGAUGGACCCGACAUGGGUUAUGUAUUCGGGCUGGAAAGCCUCAUCAACAUCAUGGAACAGAUGCGCGAGGAAAACCAGUAGCCCUGGGCUAUGGCCUCUUAUUCUUGUCCUGGUGGCAGGAGCAGACACGACCACCUACUACCACAGGAAAAAAAGCAGACAACUCUGGUUUUAAACAAUUGUAUUGCUCCAUUGUUUUUAAAUGUACUUGGAUAGAAGAGCUGAGGGGAGGCAGGAUGGAAGAGCUCCUCAUGCCAACCAGACGGUUCUGACCGCACUAGCUCUGCCUUCUGGAGGAGGCUCUGUAGAUGCCUGCUGGGUGUCGGGUGUCCCGGUUCUUUGCUCAUCACGUGUGCGUUCUGGAGGGAGGACCUGGACGUAGUGAAGAGAAAGCAGGAGAGCCUGGGGCUCUUCGGGGGGCUGGAGCUGUGGCGUGAGGAGCCUCCUGCCUCAGGAGCCCCCAGGAGAGCCUUCCCUUUGAAAUUCUCCUGAGUUAUUUGGAAAGGGCGCUCAGCUAACAGUCGGCAGCGUCUGUGGGGCUGACGGUGAGCAGCACAGGUGCUGGUCCGUGCGUUCGGUGGCGCUAGCUCUGCCCUGGGUUUUGCCGAUGGGGCUUUGCUUUUGAUGCUGCCUUUUUCUGCUGUUUGGGUACUGUGAAUAACCAACCCAAACAUGGAAAUAAAAUGACCAAACGCAACCCCUGGCAGAGCUGCGGCCAGGAGGGAAAGCCGCACGCCUGGAGUUGUGCUUGAGCCCGGGGCCUGCUCCCUCCCCGACGGGGUGGCGUGGGCAGGCCUGCGUCUGGGCAGGCACUGGGCUCUGCGAGAGUAACUCUGCCCUGGACCACUGACCAAGCAAGAACUCAGCUCACGGGCUAGCAAUAGUAUCUGUAGCAGUUAACGCGACCCCAGCUGUGCAGCGGGGCGUUUUGGACCAUUUCAACCCUUCCUGUCGUGUAAUGUUGGUCCCACAGGUUGCACGCGAGUAUGUCCCUGCAGCGUACGGCCGCCCUCUUCCCCCGGCGGGCCUCUGCCCCGCAGCCCCUGCUCCUCCGGCAGGUCCGUGCACGGGGAUGGUGGAAGGGGAGGCCAAGGGUUAGGGCUGUGACCCCCCUUCUUGUCGCUGAGGGUCUCCAGGGGGGGCAGGUGAGGGGGGACCUGGCUGAGCGGUGAGUGCCAUCGCCUGACUGUUUAGCUUUUGCUUCAUGGAGUCAGCGUUGCCCAAAAUAAAUGACCAGUUGGUGGAUGAAACAGCCAGCUGGGCUGUGCUCUGCUGCUGGGGCUCCCUCCUGGCGUCGGUGCUUUACCCAUGGCUUCCAUUGAUGAGGGCAUUAACGUUUGAUACUGUGGCCUGGUGGUACCGAACUGUACCCAGCUCUGCAUCACACCCCCCCGCCCCUCCCCUUUCUGUGCUGGGACCUCCCGGUUGCUCCUUCCCCCGUGUCACUCCAUUACCCUGGCUGCCUGAGAAACUGCCUGGGUACCUGCAAAGCCAGGGUUGGGUGUAUUUUUUUUUUUUGUUUUCGUUUUUUUUUUUUUUUUUUUUUUUGUACUUCAGGAAAGCUUGUUUGGGGAAUACUCGCAUGUAGCAUGUGUGCCGACUCUGUGUGUGCACGGUCUGCUUGGAAAGCGUCGGUGCUCGGCUGGCAGCCAGCCGCAGCUGCCACGGUGGGCGCGGGUCUGCGGCACUGGGUGCGGAAGGGGGCAGGGGUCGUGCCGGCUUCGUCCUCGACCGCACCUCUCUGCCCGUCUCCCAGCUACUCUAAAGCUUGCCCUUACCCUCCCGCUCUCUGGACGAGGACCUUUGACGAGUAACCCUGCCCUGGGUUACUUCUCCAUCGCUUCUGCGGGUGGCUGCCCCCCCCCCAGGCAGGGCUCGCGGGGUUCCAGGCCCCGGGGUCGCCAGGGGGGAGCGGGGCUGGUGGAGCAGCUGCGGGAGCAGAUGCCCCGGGUACCGAGAACGGCCGCCUCGCCCUCCCUGGCCUUGUCCCCGGCGGGCUGCGCUGGGGCGGGAGCGGGGCCCUUCGUCCUGGGGAGCAGCUCGGCCUCCCCCCUUCCUCUGCCUCGCUAGGCCGGGCGCGGGCAGGGGACGGACGGGGCGCGCUGCCUGGGAGCCGCCGCGGUGGGACUCCCGAGCUUGUACAUAGCCUUGCCCCCCCCCCCCCCCCCCCCCCCCGUUUGUUUUUACAUGAAUAACCGCCCUGUUUGUGCUUCACAGAGAACCAAAAACCAUUAAAGGAUCUGUUUUUGUC
Messenger RNA from Aquila chrysaetos chrysaetos, 3908 nucleotides. It is a transcript of the gene IP6K1, whose product is annotated as inositol hexakisphosphate kinase 1. Gene Ontology annotation, cellular component: cytoplasm; nucleus. Lineage: Eukaryota; Metazoa; Chordata; Aves; Accipitriformes; Accipitridae. Gene Ontology annotation, biological process: inositol phosphate biosynthetic process; phosphatidylinositol phosphate biosynthetic process. The coding region runs from base 434 to 1738 and encodes 434 amino acids. The transcript has 9 exons. Gene Ontology annotation, molecular function: inositol hexakisphosphate kinase activity. The record is from RefSeq and is a predicted model, not a curated record.